AUGGCAGCAGACCAAUCCGCCAGUCGACUCCUCUCUCUCCCCUCUGAACUCCGAAACGCCAUCUACGAGCUGCUCCUCAUACAGGAUAGUCGCAGUGCACCAGCAGACGAGCGACAAAGGAGCAGCAGCAGCGGCGGCGGCGGCCAUACCAUUUGCGCAAACGUGCUACGGACGUGUCGACAGGUACACGCGGAAGCGGCACCGAUCCUCUAUGGAGAGAAUAUGUUUGUGGCGCAUUCGAAUCUGUUGACGGCGUUGCCGUCAUUCUUACUGUGCAAGGUGCCGAAUGCAAAGGGGACUACUACUCUGCCGCCGGUGACUUCUCUGCGGGUCGCGAGCAUGAUUCGGAAGUUCUUCUUUCGUGUGCGACUGGAUAUUGAUUCGAGAUUUACUGCUCGACAAGCGUCAGACUGUUUUACGGGCUUGGAUGUUCUGGAGAUUGAGGUGUUUCAGCCUUCGUAUGGGACUUGUGAUUUUACCGUGUUGAAGCUGUUGGAGGGCGUGAGAGGGGUGGGAAAGGCUAGCGUGGCGGGCAGUGUUGGAGAUGGGCAUUACGCGCGGUGGUUGGAGGCGGCGAUGAUGAGUGAUGUUGGAGUGGACUUGCCCGACUACGAGAAGGAGCGUGUUGAUGGUGACGAGGGAUGGGACGUAUGGACAAAUGGCAACAGGUAG
Sphaerulina musiva SO2202 is the source of this 672-nucleotide messenger RNA. RefSeq lists its product as uncharacterized. The transcript has 3 exons. The record is from RefSeq and is a predicted model, not a curated record. Bases 1 to 672 code for a protein of 223 amino acids. Lineage: Eukaryota; Fungi; Ascomycota; Dothideomycetes; Mycosphaerellales; Mycosphaerellaceae.